This is a messenger RNA of Abrus precatorius (Indian licorice), 873 nucleotides long. Its product is annotated as V-type proton ATPase 16 kDa proteolipid subunit-like. Gene Ontology annotation, molecular function: proton-transporting ATPase activity, rotational mechanism. Gene Ontology annotation, cellular component: proton-transporting V-type ATPase, V0 domain. The coding region runs from base 88 to 582 and encodes 164 amino acids. The transcript is spliced from 3 exons. The record is from RefSeq and is a predicted model, not a curated record. NCBI's taxonomy places the organism in Eukaryota, Viridiplantae, Streptophyta, Magnoliopsida, Fabales, Fabaceae. Gene Ontology annotation, biological process: proton transmembrane transport.
UGAGCCUCAAGGAAGAAAAUAAUAGAUCUCCUUCUCCGUUCUCUGUGAUUGCGAUUUUGAUAAAAUAAAAAAAAUAAAAAAGGAAAAAUGGUUGGUUUCAGCGGCGAUGAAACUGCUCCAUUCUUCGGCUUCCUGGGAGCUGCGGCAGCCCUAGUUUUUUCCUGCAUGGGAGCGGCGUACGGAACGGCGAAGAGUGGGGUUGGGGUAGCGUCGAUGGGAGUGAUGAGACCUGAGCUUGUUAUGAAAUCAAUUGUGCCAGUUGUGAUGGCCGGUGUUUUGGGUAUCUACGGUUUGAUCAUCGCCGUCAUCAUCAGCACCGGCAUUAACCCUAAAGCUAAAUCUUAUUAUCUCUUCGAUGGUUACGCUCACCUUUCGUCUGGCCUCGCUUGUGGCCUCGCUGGCCUCUCUGCUGGCAUGGCCAUUGGCAUCGUUGGUGACGCCGGUGUUAGAGCAAAUGCCCAACAACCAAAGCUUUUUGUUGGGAUGAUUCUCAUUCUCAUCUUUGCUGAGGCAUUGGCGUUGUAUGGUCUAAUUGUUGGUAUCAUCCUUUCUUCCCGUGCUGGCCAAUCCAGAGCUGAUUAGUAUAAAAUUUCCUGUUUCCUGUAGCGCACAGAACCAUGGAUUGUGAAUGUUACCAGGGACUUGGGCUUGGUAAGAGUGCAGCUUUGUGAUGCUCUUCAUUCGUUUUAUGACUCUUAUCUACUCGUCAUAGAACUGAGGUUAACCAGAAAUAAAGCCUACCAAACUAUUUCUUUGGCACUAUUGUAUAUUUAAUUAUGUUGAUUUCAAACUAGAUUAGAGAUAUCUGUAAUAAAACAUAUGUUUGUGUUAAUUUAAAUUACGUUUAGUAUUGUGUCGUAUACUGGUCAACGA